CAGAGCAACAAGCCCUUGAUGGAGAAGAGAAGACGAGCCAGAAUAAAUGAAUGUUUGGUAGAAUUAAAAUCACUGGUACUACAAGCCUUGAAGAAAGACAGCACUCAAUAUUCCAAGUUAGAGAAGGCCGAUAUUUUAGAAAUGACAGUCAAACAUUUAAAGUUAUUACAACGACAGCAAAUGGCCGUCGCCAUGACAACAGAUCCAUUCGUUGUGAGUAAAUAUCGUGCAGGAUUUAAUGAAUGUGCGGCAGAAGUAGCGCGAUACCUAGAUUCAGUUCAAGGUGGGAGCCAGGAAGUCAAAGGCAGAGUGCUUAAUCACCUCUCGAAUUGUAUAAAUCCACAAGGGGGUCAACUACAUCCGUCUCAUGUACAA
Messenger RNA from Lottia gigantea (owl limpet), 375 nucleotides. RefSeq lists its product as hypothetical. Gene Ontology annotation, cellular component: nucleus. NCBI's taxonomy places the organism in Eukaryota, Metazoa, Mollusca, Gastropoda, Lottiidae. The transcript has 3 exons. Gene Ontology annotation, molecular function: RNA polymerase II cis-regulatory region sequence-specific DNA binding; protein dimerization activity; DNA-binding transcription factor activity, RNA polymerase II-specific. The annotation marks the transcript as partial. Gene Ontology annotation, biological process: regulation of neurogenesis; anterior/posterior pattern specification; regulation of transcription by RNA polymerase II. The record is from RefSeq and is a predicted model, not a curated record.